Drosophila kikkawai is the source of this 1462-nucleotide messenger RNA. RefSeq names its product WD repeat domain 92 (gene Wdr92). Gene Ontology annotation, molecular function: ubiquitin binding. The record is from RefSeq and is a predicted model, not a curated record. NCBI's taxonomy places the organism in Eukaryota, Metazoa, Arthropoda, Insecta, Diptera, Drosophilidae.
AGCGGCAGCUCUGCCUACCGGCAAACAAGAGGAGGCGAAGCCAUGACAACAAAACAAGUUGUUUCUGAUAAUUCCUUCAUUUUUCACCUGUCACUUUGAUACUAAGUUCUGAAUAAGAGUUUCUCGGCAUGGACAAGCCCCAGUUGAUCGAGCACCUCCACGAAUCCCUCAAUUACACCGUCUACGACACGAAAUGGGUGCCGCUCUCCGCCAAGUUUGUGGUGCUCGGCGCCAAGGCCAACGGCCAUGGAAUCAUGGACAUCUAUGAGCUGAACAAGGAUAAACUGGAGAAGGUGAAAUCUGUGGAGAAGAAGGUGGCCUUCAAGUGUGGCACCUUUGGAGCCGCGUCGCUGCGAAACCGGCACAUGGCCAUUGGGGAUUUCGAGGGCAGGCUGCAAGUGCUGGAUCUGGAGCAGCCGGACCUGCCAGUCUACAAUGUCAAGGCCCACAGUGCCAUAAUCAACACCAUUGACGCCAUUGGAGGGACACAGAUUGAUUGUGGAGCUCCAGAGAUUGUGACUGGUAGCCGGGAUGGCGCCGUUAAGGUCUGGGACAUCCGUCAAGGGCAGGCCCCAGUGGUGGAUAUGUCGCCUCCGCCGCAAAUGGGCGAUGGGGUCAACAGCGCCCGCCGGGAUUGUUGGGCCGUGGCCUUUGGAAAUGCCUACAACGCCGAGGAGCGGAUCGUGGCCGCUGGCUACGACAACGGCGAUCUAAAGAUCUUCGAUCUAAGAUCGCUCUCCGUGCGCUGGGAGGCCACCAUGAAGAACGGCAUUUGCGGCCUGGAAUUCGAUCGCCGCGACAUUCCCAUGAACAAGCUGGCCGUGACCACUCUGGAGGGCGGACUUCUGGUCUUUGACAUGCGGACCCAACACCCCACCAAGGGCUUCAGCUAUGUGGAGGAGCGCAAUGCCGGGCGUAGUGUAGGCACAAAUGGUGUGAUCAGCGGACCAAAGGCUACCGUGUGGGUGGUUCGUCAUUUGCCCCAGAAUAGGGAUCUGUUUUUGACUGGCGGUGGCACCGGCUCCAUUCGUUUGUGGGAUUACGAAUACCCCGACAAGAGGGUCAUUGAUGAUGCGGAUGGCAACCGGCUGGGUGUGGCUGGGACCAUGCACAUGGUCAGUGCGGCCACUCUGAGCUCUCAGCCCGUUCACUGUUUCGACUGGCAUCCGGAUAAGCUGGGCCUGGCCAUCUGCGGAGCAUUUGAUCAGAGUGUAAGGGUCCUGAUCACCACCAAGCUGAACACUUAUUAGGGAAUCCGAAAAUCAACAAAGACGCUUAAUACUUGUGAUAUCGGUUUCAUGGGUCUAUGCACGUAGAUUUAUUAUAUUUUUUCUCAAUAUAAUUGCACACCCACUACUCUAGGAGUUAGUCAGCUAAGUGAUCAGAGAUGUGCAUAAAAAAAGGACAGAUCUUUGGUUAUUAAAUCAAAAUAAACUUAGGCACUUUAGCUUUACACAGUAAA